Sinocyclocheilus grahami is the source of this 1048-nucleotide messenger RNA. Its product is annotated as cysteine-rich and transmembrane domain-containing protein 1-like. The record is from RefSeq and is a predicted model, not a curated record. The coding region runs from base 276 to 647 and encodes 123 amino acids. Gene Ontology annotation, cellular component: extracellular exosome. The transcript is spliced from 4 exons. NCBI's taxonomy places the organism in Eukaryota, Metazoa, Chordata, Actinopteri, Cypriniformes, Cyprinidae.
GUUGCGCUCCACGCGUUGCUGUAUAAGCAGUCAGCUGAUAUUACCGAGUAUAACUUUCCAAUGAGAGUCUACGUGACAUCACCGCGUCCGCUCUGACCGAAUCGAGAAGCCCAAUUUUGUUCGUGGUUGCAGCUUCAGCGGUUUACGGCCGACUUCAGCGACGAAAUAAUAAAACAACACUGACACUGAAAUACAACAGAGGAAGUAUCGGAGCAAUUCGCUGAAAAGAAACUCAUUUUUCUUUCAAAGGUAGCCCCCUCAUCUGCAGUGUGCAGAUGAAUUACGAGCAGCCUCCCCCCUACACAGGGCCUGGCCCCACCGCUCCAGGAUACCCCCCUCCCUCCGCUCCCGGAUACCCUCCUCAGGGAUUCCCUGCACAGCCGUACCAAGGAUAUCCAGUCAAUACUGACCAGCCCAACCCUGGUUACCCAAACUACCCUCCUGGACCCCCUGGGUCAUACCCGGUCCAGCCAGGAUACCAGGGGUACCCACAACCACAGUAUGGAGGCCCAGUGUAUGGGGAACCUCCUAAAAACACUGUGUAUGUUGUGGAGCAGGGCAGGCGGGAUGAUUCCGGGGACCAGGCAUGUCUUACUGCAUGUUGGACGGCCCUGUGUUGCUGCUGCCUCUGGGACAUGUUGACCUAGAAUAAUGAAGAAACCACUGUGAGCCACUCCUUUAUUUGUAAAGAUCUUUCACUCCACGAUCUAAUCCUUAUUUAUGCCUGACUACUGAAAAAGUAAUUGAGAAACAAAUAAAGUUAUGUUUUUGUUGUAGCGUUCAUUUCCAGUAGUCCAACUUGGAGCACCUAUUUUUAUUCCUUCAAUUAUGCAUGAUACGCACUGAGAGACUGAUUACAUGCAUUGAUCGUAUUUGUAGAGGCAUAUUAAACAGAAUGUUUUUAUUAUUUGUCUUUUGAAAAUAAUACAGAUGUCAUCUUUAUUAAUGAAUGCAAAAAUUACAAGUUUGCUUGUUUAUAGACCAGAUUUGAUAAUCAAAUAUGGCCUUGAAUGUUUGAGCUGUCUUAAUAUGUCAAUCAAGGAAAAGU